GUAACCUGGCGGCAUUGUGCUUGUGUGCGCUCCCUUCAAGCUAUUCGGGGGGUUACCCGCGGACAAAGAACGCGUUUCACGAAUAUAUAGAAGAUUGGAGGGAGUCGUUAGCGAGUAAUGUUGUAUUAUUUGGGACGGAGUGGACUCAGCAUGCAUGUAAUCGGCAGGAAAAGACAACGCGUCCAACCGAGAUAAGUUACGCGUCCGUGUAGUAAAUGACACACAACCGAGGGGUAAAGUCUUUUUUUUAAAUUUUUUUUUAAAGGAGAAUAGUAUUUUUCCGCGGCGAGAUACUAACCCUCUCCACCAUGGAGCUGCUGGAGUGCCCGCUCUGCCGCUUCCUGAUGUGGGAGCCGGUGAGCAUGUCCUGCGGUCACACUUUCUGUCGGAGGUGUGCGGCCGCCUACCUGCCGUCUAAAUGCCCCGCGUGCAAAGAGAGGCUAAAACCGAGAGAAAUGAGGAGCAUGAAGAACAACGUUCUGCUCAUCGGGGUCAUCGAAAAGUGCUGCCCCGAGAACGCCAGGUUGACGUGCCAUCUUCAGGAGAAGCUCCGUGCCAAACAAUACCAGGAGGCUUUAUUUGCUGCCAACGACGGGAUUCAGCAAGUUCCAAACAACUUGAGUCUGAAGCUGUACAGAGCUGAAGCAAACUGUGGACUGUUAAGUUUUUCUGAUGCUCUGACCGACCUUGACUACCUCUGCUGUCUUCGGCCCAACUGGACUGAGGGCUUCUUUCGCAAAGGGAACAUACUGUUGGAGAUGGCUCAGCAGACAGAAGCCCUCAUCCAGUUUUACCGUUGCCUCAAACUUCAAGCUGACUUUGUUCCUGCUAAGAAUCAGAUCAAGAAGGUCCUGGAAGCAGAGGGCAUGACAGUGCCAGACGAUGCUUUCUGCAUCAUGCAGGUGUUGGCUGAUUACCUAAAAGCACCCUCCCCCAUCACAAGCCUUAGCAGCACCCAGGGGCCGACAUACCCUGAGGGCAAACAUCCACAUGGCGACUCUGAGGGCAACGAGAGAAGAGAAACACACCAGGGCUCCAAAGCGAAGCACGAUGGAGGCACUGAGUGUUGCCUGAGCCUCUGCCAGGCUGUUUCCUUCCUUCCUGCCACUGAAGAAGACGAGGAGAUGAUGACGAGGAAGGAAGAUGUCAAUGGAAGAGAUGCAGGUUUCCACUGCAGAGAUAAAACUCUCAGUGUACUCACUGUGUCCGACUUUGAGUGCCCGCUCUGUAUCAGGUUGUUUUAUGAACCAGUCACCACUCCCUGCGGUCACACAUUCUGUAAAAACUGCAUAGAGAGAAGUCUGGACCACAACCUGCGCUGUCCACUCUGCAAACAGCCACUACAAGAGUAUUUAAAAAAUAGAAAGUACAACUUGACAGUGGUGAUUCAGCACAUCAUGGACCGCCUCUUCUCAUCGCAGUUAGAUGAAAGGAAACAGAUCCACGAGGCUGAGAUGGCUGAAUUGUCAAACCUCACAAAGGACAUCCCUAUAUUUGUUUGCACUGUGGCCUACCCUGGCGUGCCCUGCCCGCUGCACAUUUUUGAGCCACGCUAUCGAUUGAUGAUGCGUCGCUGUAUGGAGACAGGAACGAAGAAGUUUGGCAUGUGCAGCUAUGAGCAUGGCAAAGGUUUUGCAGACUACGGCUGCAUGUUGGAGAUCCACGGCCUGGAGGUGCUGCCUGAUGGUCGCUCCUAUGUUGACAGUGUGGGUUGCAGCAGGUUCAGAGUCCUCAAGAGAGGCUUACGUGAUGGCUACCAUACUGCUGAUAUCGAGCACCUGGAGGAUAUCAAGGUUGAAGGGACUGAAUUGGAGCUUUUGCAGCAUCUCCAUGAUAGUGUCUACCAGCAGGCCCAGGACUGGUACCAACGCCUUGGAAGCCGCAUGAGAGAACAAAUCAACAGACAGUACGGCACCAUGCCCGACAUGGAUGAGAACAUACAGGCCUCAUCCAACGGUCCAGCAUGGUGCUGGUGGCUGUUGUCUGUCCUCCAGCUGGACCCUGCCUAUCAAACCACUGUCCUCUCCCUCACUUCACUCAAAGAUCGUCUGGGACACCUACGCCUCAUCCUUGAGUACUUCUCUCAGAGCUAAACAUACGAUGGCAUUGUGGUGGCAUUUAUUGACAUAAAAGGAUCACAUAUUGCACACACACAGAUACAGUAGGUUAAGUGAAGCUAAGAGCCACUGAACCCACUUAUUUUGUAUCAAUGAAUGAGUGAGGGACUGUUUUAAUAUCACAGCUCAAAUACAUAAAAUAGUUCUUGUAUUACAAAAUAUAGAGCCAUUAGUCUAACGUUUAUCAUUCAAAACACAACAAUAAACAUCAGCCACUUGCAAGGCCUGCA
Molecule: messenger RNA, 2347 nt
Organism: Nerophis lumbriciformis (worm pipefish)
Lineage: Eukaryota; Metazoa; Chordata; Actinopteri; Syngnathiformes; Syngnathidae
Gene: lonrf4
Product: LON peptidase N-terminal domain and ring finger 4
Molecular function (GO): protein binding; ubiquitin protein ligase activity
Source: RefSeq, a predicted model, not a curated record